Molecule: messenger RNA, 757 nt
Organism: Schizophyllum commune H4-8
Lineage: Eukaryota; Fungi; Basidiomycota; Agaricomycetes; Agaricales; Schizophyllaceae
Exons: 3
Coding region: 144-668 (174 amino acids)
Source: RefSeq, a predicted model, not a curated record
AUUGACGCCCCGCAUAGAAAAGCGAGAUCUAGAUCAAACGCUCAAUCAUAUAUAUGCGACCCACUUGAGGAGAGGAGCGCCCAAGAUUGCCUUUGUCUCUCAUCUUCUCUUCACAGCUCCCUCGAGUCUUUCCUCUGAACGCCAUGUCUCUCGUCUCUCGCGUCGGUCUCCCCACUGCCACCGCGCUCGCGGUGGGCCUCAGCUCCUCCGGCUACUUCAUCUUCUCCAACCUGGGCAUGGCGACGUACGGUAUCCUCCCUGCCAUCGAGACGGUGAAGGUCGAGCCUGGCAAGGCGCUCUCGCUGUGGGCGUUCCUGUACGAGACUGCAGCACCCCGUUUCAUCACGAGUGCGCUUGGCUCCGUCGUUGGGUUCUGGACGGCAGCGUACCUCUACACGGGCCCGUCGACGAACAUCCGCCCGUACUUGUAUGGCGCCGGCGCGCUCUGCGCGGCGAACAUCCCGUACACGCUUGCGACGAUGAUGGCCAACAUCAAGGUCCUCCGCGGCAUGCGCGACCGCUACGUCUCCACGGGCGCGAUCAGCGCCGAGGACGCCGACGACAGCUGGAAGCGCAUCCAGCGAUGGAAGAAGCAACACCUUGUCCGUGUUGGGCUCGGUCUUGCGUCGUAUGUCGUGGGCAUCGCCGCCGUGUUCCAGCUUGCGUAGGAAGUCAAUACUUUGGGUGGGAUGUCAGUCAUUGUGUACGAUGUAUCGGGAGCGGCACUGAGCCAAUAUGAACCUCACACUCUGAUCAA